CGCAGGGACUGGCUCUCCCGCAGCCAUUUUCUGUCCAACCAAACGGCCGAAUUGAGACGAGAACCAACCAGGGCUUCACCGCAGAUGGAUGGAGACAGUUCAACCACUGAUGCCUCCCAGCUUGGCAUAGCAGGAGAAUAUAUGGCUGGAAGUCACUUUGUACUCCAAGCACAGGAUGAUGAAGGUGACGAGGAACUCAAUGACCAUGAAGAUGACAAUGGUAGCAAAGACAACUUAAGGGAACAAGAUAUCUAUCUCCCCAUUGCCAAUGUAGCCCGAAUCAUGAAGACUGCAAUCCCCCAAACUGGAAAAAUAGCCAAGGAUGCGAAGGAGUGUGUGCAGGAAUGUGUAAGUGAGUUCAUCAGCUUCAUCACUUCAGAAGCCAGUGAGAGGUGCCACCAGGAGAAACGUAAGACGAUAAAUGGAGAAGACAUCCUGUUUGCGAUGUCCACGUUGGGUUUCGACAUGUAUGUGGAACCUCUUAAGCUCUACCUGCAGAAGUUCAGAGAGGCAAUGAAAGGAGAAAAAGGCAUAAGCACUGUAACUGUUACCGAAGGCAUGGGAGAGGAGCUUAGCGAUGACACUUUCACAAAUCCACUACCUGCAGGGAUUAUAACUGCUGAUGGACAGCAACAAAAUGUGAUGGUCUACACCACCUCAUAUCAACAGAUCCCAGGGGUGCAACAACUACAGUUCUCCUGAAGUGGUGCUGCAUUGUCACAUCCAGAAAUCCACACCUAAUCUUCGCAGAUUUAACAUCCACACUUCCACACACAUGUGAAGGUUAUGAAUUAGUUGGGUCUGUUGUGGAUCAUCUGUGAACUCAUUUCCUGUGCUCUCAGAGAUGAGGGAUGGGGCUGGACUUCUAAGUUUGUUGCUAUUUGUGUGUGUGUGUGUGUGGUCUGCGCAUGCAUUUUGAUUUUAUAUGAACUAGACUGUAGGGUGUUACUUUUGUUUUUCGUCACACAUUUGUCGUUUUUUAUCCAUUUAAAAGGGUUGGGGGAAAAGUUUGUUGAGGGAUUUUAGAACUAUUUCACCCUCUAUUAAAGCAAUACAAACAGAACAAAUUACAAAUGUGAAUCUUCCAGCGACUUAGUGGAAUGAGUGGUUUCCUUCUUAUUUUUUUUUUAUAGAUAAAAAUCGAAUUUCAGUUUAAUGAGAUGUUAACAGUUCAAAUAAAUCGUGUUUGUGAUUUGUUUUGUAAAUAAUGCUCUUUUUUUAGUGAAGAGUAUUUCAGUGUUUGACAUUACGAUUUUUUUUUUUAAACAAUCUGGUUUUAUUGAUCAAAAGGUAAUACAUAGAGGAGUGCGUGUCUCAAAUUAGAUUAGCAACAUGAUUUUCAAAUCACUUAUGCAGGCAUAGAAUCACAUCUGGUCAAAUAAUCUCAAAAUCAUGAAGCAGUUGUUAGGCAUAGUCUAGAGCAGCCUUUCUCAAACCUUUUUCAGUCAGGGCACCUUUCAAAAGUGCAUAAAAUCUCAAGGCACCCCAGUGUAAAAUAUAAUUUAAAAACACUGCAUAACCCAAAUGUAAAUGCAAAUGUCCUGUUUAUUUAGACAGAACAGUAAUGAACAGAGCAUAAUACGAACUGUAAAUAAUAAUAACUUUAUAGCACCUUUAAAAACACAGGUUUGCAAAGUAAUUCACAAAAUAAUUAAUCAGAGACACAAAUGCCAUAAAACUGUAAGAGGUGGACCGCCCAAUACAAGAACCCAACAACAAAUCCAGACCAGGAGAACUAAAAUGAAGUGCAGGAUGCAGUUAAAAUAAAAUAAAAAGGGGCAGACAUGAAAAAAAUAUAUAUACAAUACGAUAAGAAAAAGAUGCAUGUUAAAAAAUGCACCAGAGAUACUAAGUGGCCUAAAUUCACGUUUAUUUUUACGUUUCUGUCAGUCUGAGGUGUUGUUGCUAUAACGCGUUGCUAUGGGUUGCGUCACUUGCGUCAAGUUGUGUGUGUGUCUUGCUUCGGUCUUGUGAGACGGAUUUUUAUGGUUAAUUUUUUAUAUAUAUAUAUAUAUAUAUCUAAAAUGAAUUUACAAUUUUAUUAAUACGUUCAUAUAUUUAAAAAGAAGAAGAAUGUAUUUAUGUAAAUUCAAAUAUAUUUAUAUAUGAAAUGUCAGAUUUAAAAAAAAAAAAAUUUUAAUUUAUUUUUUUAGCCUACGUAACUUUUUGGCGGCACCCCUGACACAGUCAGGGGGCACCCCAGUGUGCCGCAGCACCCACUUUGAGAAAGGCUGGUCUAGAGCAGGGGUUUUCAAACUGGGGUCCAAGGUCUGAAAGGGGUGCUAGGGGGUCCUCAGAAAAUUUCGGAGAAAAAAGUACAAAUGUAUGAAACCUAAUUAAUUAACCUAAGAAAUCAAAUUUUCAAUGUAAAUCCAAGGGUGAUCGGGCCUUUUCUGUGGCUGGAACCAGACUUUGGAAUAGUCUCCCCUAUCAUGUGAGGUCUGCUUCAUCGUUAGCUAUUUUUAAAUCUUCCCUUAAAUCAUAUGUUUAUUCUUAUCUUUUGAAAAUGUUUAAAUGAUGGAUGUUUAUUGAUUGUGAUUUUUAUAUAUAUGCCAUUUUAUUGUUUUUGUUCUUGAUAUUUUUGCUCUUUCUUAUUUUGUUUCAUUUUCUCUGUUGUACAGCACUUUGGAACAACUUAUGUUGUGUUUAAACGUACUUUAUAAAUAAAUAUUGAUUGAUUUAAUGACUUUUUUAAACGCUUUAUGCAAAGCAUAAACUAUUAAGUUUUUAUUUUCUCCUUUCUAUGGACAGGAAUUAUGCAUUAAAAAUAGGAAGGAGUGUCGUGGAAAAUCGGGAUGAAUCUCUCUAAGUUGUAAGAAAACUCUCGGAGUCCAGCCAGCUGUCUGUCCUGACUUUAUCCUCCUAAGUUCUCAGUUAUAUACCUUUUGUUAUCUUUUACCCACUAUCUCUGACCAAUGGGAUUAUUGCCCUUGUCUCUUGCCCUUGCCACCAAUAUGUUUUAUUU
Molecule: messenger RNA, 2965 nt
Organism: Xyrauchen texanus (razorback sucker)
Lineage: Eukaryota; Metazoa; Chordata; Actinopteri; Cypriniformes; Catostomidae
Product: nuclear transcription factor Y subunit beta-like
Exons: 7
Coding region: 85-702 (205 amino acids)
Biological process (GO): regulation of transcription by RNA polymerase II
Cellular component (GO): nucleus; CCAAT-binding factor complex
Molecular function (GO): RNA polymerase II cis-regulatory region sequence-specific DNA binding; DNA-binding transcription activator activity, RNA polymerase II-specific; protein heterodimerization activity
Source: RefSeq, a predicted model, not a curated record